This is a messenger RNA of Epinephelus lanceolatus (giant grouper), 4033 nucleotides long. It is a transcript of the gene itgb1a, whose product is annotated as integrin, beta 1a. Gene Ontology annotation, biological process: integrin-mediated signaling pathway; cell migration; cell-cell adhesion. Gene Ontology annotation, cellular component: integrin complex; focal adhesion; cell surface. The record is from RefSeq and is a predicted model, not a curated record. Gene Ontology annotation, molecular function: C-X3-C chemokine binding; laminin binding; integrin binding. Lineage: Eukaryota; Metazoa; Chordata; Actinopteri; Perciformes; Serranidae.
UCUGCGGGUUCGCCUCUCCGCUUUACCCUGAAUUAGACCGAGGAGAAGAGGUUCACAGAGGCGCUGCUGGGAUUUUGUUUCCUUCUCCAGCCACCAUACUGUUCCCACAUUUGGUUUUAAUAUUAACUGUGUACAUUUUCUCUGUGGAGGAAAGUUGAGGAGGGAAUGAGCAGCAGGGGAAAUCUGCCGUGACUUUAGUCGGAGGAGAAAGUGGCCCCCGGUGCCAACAGGGCAGAUAGUUGCUGCUGCUGUCUGUCUGUCUGUCUGUCUGUGCUGCAGUGUGGAGGAUCAUCACUGGGAGCUGCUGAGGAGGAAAAGCUCGCUCACUUCUUCUGUAUGUCGCCUCGGAAAUAAAACCACAGCGCCAAGAUGGACCUGAAGCUGCUCUUGAUCUCCACAUUGUUAGGAGUCUUCUGUUUCAGCAGUGCUCAGAAAGAGGGGAACGAGUGCAUCAAUGCCAACGCCAAAUACUGCGGGGAGUGCAUCCAGGCUGGAGCCAAAUGUGGUUGGUGUAAAGACCCAGACUUCUUGAAACAGGGUGAGACUGUGUCGACCCGCUGUGACGAGAUGCAGUCUCUGAUAAAAAGGGGCUGUGAUGAAGGGAUGAUCGAGAACCCAACUGGGGAACAGAUGGUCCUCAGGAACAAAACGGUGACAAAUCGCAAAAAGGGAGCCGAGAAACUGAAGCCAGAGGAAAUCACUCAGAUCCAGCCUCAGAAACUCACCCUCACCCUCCGAUCUGGUCAGCCCCAGUCUUUUGACUUGAAGUUCAAACGAGCAGAAGACUAUCCUAUCGACCUGUACUAUUUGAUGGACCUGUCCUACUCCAUGAAGGACGAUUUGGAGAAUGUCAAAAACCUGGGAACAAGUCUAAUGCUGGAGAUGUCAAAGAUCACCUCUGACUUCAGGAUAGGUUUUGGCUCCUUCGUGGAAAAGACAGUCAUGCCGUACAUCAGCACCACCCCAGCCAAGCUGCUUAACCCAUGCACAGGCGACCAGAACUGCACCAGCCCGUUCAGCUACAAGAACGUCCUGAAGCUGACCAGCGAUGGCAAGAAGUUCAACACCCUGGUGGGCCAGCAGCACAUCUCUGGAAACCUGGACUCUCCCGAGGGGGGGUUUGAUGCCAUCAUGCAAGUGGCUGUGUGUGGGGAUCAUAUCGGCUGGAGGAAUGUGACUCGUCUGCUAGUGUUCUCCACUGAUGCUGGCUUCCACUUUGCUGGCGAUGGCAAACUGGGCGGCAUCGUUCUGCCCAAUGAUGGAAAAUGUCACCUGGAGAACAACGUGUACACCAUGAGCCACUACUAUGACUAUCCCUCCAUCGCUCACCUGGUUCAGAAGCUGAGUGACAACAACAUUCAAACCAUCUUUGCGGUCACAGAGGAGUUCCAGCCUGUUUACCAGGAGCUGAAGAAUCUGAUCCCAAAGUCUGCAGUGGGCACUCUGUCUGCCAACUCAAGCAAUGUAAUCAACCUGAUUAUAGACGCUUACAAUUCUCUGUCGUCGGAGGUCAUCCUGGAGAACAGCAAGCUUCCAGAGGGAGUGACCAUAGCCUACACAUCCCACUGUAAGAACGGAGUGGUUAGUGAGGGUGAGAGUGGAAGGAAGUGCUCCAACAUCUCAAUUGGAGACGAGGUCAUGUUCACCAUCAGCGUGACAUCUAAGGGCUGUCCCAAACAAGGCAAGCCCGAGACCAUCAAGAUAAAGCCCCUGGGAUUCACAGAGGAGGUGGAGAUCACGCUCAACUUCAUCUGUGAGUGUGAAUGCAACAAGGAGGGUGUCAAGAACAGUCCGCUCUGCCACUUUGGUAACGGGACCUACGAGUGCGGAGCCUGCAAGUGUAAUGAAGGCCGUGUGGGCAGACAGUGUGAGUGCAGCAGCAACGACGUGGCCACAGAGGACAUGGACCGGACCUGCCGUAAAGACAAUGGGACCGACAUCUGCAGCAACAACGGAGACUGCGUGUGCGGCACAUGUGAGUGCAAGAAGAGAGACAACCCUGAGGAGAGGUACAGCGGCCAGUACUGCGAGUGUGACAACUUCAACUGUGACCGCUCUGGAAACAAACUGUGUGGCGGGCAUGGACGCUGUGAGUGCCGAGUGUGUGUUUGUGACCCAAUGUGGACCGGAAGUGCUUGUGACUGUUCUCUGGACAACAGCACGUGUAUGGCCAGCAACAAGCAGGUCUGUAACGGCAGAGGAAUGUGUGAAUGUGGCAUUUGCAAGUGCACCGACGCCAAAUUCCAGGGUCCCACCUGUGAGACUUGUCCUACCUGUCCAGGAGUCUGUACUGAACACAAAGAGUGCGUCCAGUGCCGGGCAUUUGGCACCGGUGAGAAGAAGGACACGUGUGAGAAAGACUGCAUGUACUUCAAUCUGAUCAAAGUGAAGGACAGGGAGAAGCUGCCCCAGCCCAACGACGCCGUUUACCCCGUGAUGCACUGCAAGGAGAGGGACGCCAACGACUGCUGGUUCUACUACACCUACGCCGUCAACAACAACACGGAGAAGGAGGUCCAUGUGGUCGACACGCUGGACUGCCCCGCCGGUCCUGACAUCAUACCCAUUGUCGCGGGCGUGGUCGCCGGCAUUGUCCUGAUUGGCUUAGCCCUGCUGCUCAUCUGGAAGCUGCUGAUGAUCAUCCACGACAGGAGAGAGUUCGCCAAGUUUGAGAAGGAGAAGAUGAACGCCAAAUGGGACACGCAAGACAACCCCAUAUACAAGAGUCCUGUCAAUCAGUUCCAGAAUCCAAACUAUGGACGUAGAGCUGCUGUCCUUUAAGGUGAAAAUCCAAUCUACAAAAGUGCUGUCACGACUGUGGUCAACCCCAAAUAUGAAGGAAAAUGAUGACGUCAUACUUUUCAAUGGACUCUGCUAUCAAGUAUCUGACAACUGCAGUAUUUACCACAGGUGUGGGGUCUGAGGGGAACCUGUGGUGGAAUUUAUGUCACUUCUUCUUGUUGCUUUACCAUAAUAAUAAUGUACCAUAUGGCCACUGCAUCUGUAUUUUUACUAACACUUAUGAUUUAUAUGAAUUGGUUGUAUUUUAGAUGUACAGUAUACAGUAUGUGUAUAUACUUUUAAGUUGAAUAUUUGCAAAAGUGAUGACAUGAAGGUAUUUUUUCCUGCCACAGGACUGGUAAGGGCAGAGGUUUUAGCUUCUUUUCUUUUUUAACAACACAAUGUGGAAACUAUGGAUACACAGCAUAUGUACACCUCAGCUUCUGUCUCUUUCACUUCGCUGUCCUCUCGUCUCUUUCUGUGCACUGACUUCCUGUGUGUCUCUGUGUGUUCCAGACAGGACCUGAGUUUAAUGUGUAAAUCGUCAGCCAUGGCAGCACAUCAUGUCAGUGUGUGUGUGUGUGUAUGUAUAUAUAGAAAACAACUGCAAUAGGGAGUAUUGACUGAUACUUUGCAUUAGGCUGGACAGUUGUGUUGAAUCACAGUAGAUUAUGCAGUGGUUGUAAAUGUAGGUUUGAACUGCAGCUUAAAAACACACUUUAUUGCACUCGUAUUGAGUACUGUCUAUUCUGAAGAAGUUAAUACACAAGAUGAAGGUAAAUAUCAACACGCAUUAUUUGAACUGUUGAUACGCGAUCACAAAGGGACUGUAUACCACUUGUUGAAAUCAUGAUAUGUGGCGAUGUUGAACAAUCAAAGGAUUUGUAUAUGAUACAAUGAACUAAUGAAAUAUUGUUGUAUUUGCUAACUGCAGUAACUUUAUUACUCAUUCUCAGGUCCUCUCCUGUGUUCUUGUCAAGCACGCCAAAAAUAUGUUUUAUGUCAGCUUGUUCUGUGAAACUCAUUCAUGUGAGUGGAUUCUGUAAGUUUUUUUUGUAGAUUUAGAAGACUGAAAUAAGAGUAUUUGUUCAGACGUGACAUGACUCAGCUCUGAAAUGCUUACACGCCCAAACGCCUCCGAAGCACCACACACAAGCCUUAACAGUAUUUACAGUAAGUGCCUUUUAUUUCAAUACAAUGUUCUCUCCCAAUGCUGUUUGAGUUAUUUAUUAAAUAAAGUACAAAAACUGUC